CUAAUACUGACAAGAGAAAAGCCUAUGAUUAUAAGCCAGCCACAAAAUAGUAAAGACAUGAUAUUUGCGAUUUCUAACAUUGCCCCAGGUUCCAUAAAUAUUUUUCGUAGCAACAUUAUUGAAAGUGCAAACUGCGUAACUGAACGGUAAAUGAUGUGCAUGGAGAUAUGGAUGCCUUAUGGACAUUUUGCUUAGGCAAGUAGGAAUACUGUUUUCUAGUCGCGUUAGUACUAAUUGCUGACUGUCUUUAAAUUCACGAAAAUAUAUGCAGGACUAUUAGUCGCCAUGCGUGAUAGUUAAGACAAUCCAGCAAAACUACUCAAUUUAGUGAUGGGCGGACCUUUAUAAAUGAGUGUACAUCUUUGAUGCUCUUGACACUAGAUGGUUAAUUGGUUAGAACUCAGUUUGGCUCUUGGUUUUAUUAAAGUCAUAAACUCCAGCAUGUACAGACAGGUUGUUAAUGUUUUAGCAAAGAUUUGCAAAGUAAAAGGAAUGAAGUUUGAAAGCUGUUGCUCAUAUUUGCUAAUGUAAGUUUCGGAUAGAGAUUAGUCCAAAAGAAUAUUUAAAGCUCUCAAUGGGUACAAACGGUGGCAUAAACUUUCACUCAUCUUUAAACAAGCGACACUGUGAAGUUUUCAAUAUUUUUGGUCCACUGGAACAGCAUCUGCGAUUCCAAAGCGUCGUACUCUUAAAGAUUCACAAACUUUAGACCUUAAAAAUCUUAAAACCCUAAAAAAAUUUAAAAUACGAAAUGAAUAACCUUACCUUGUAUGGCAAAGCGUGCAGAUAUUUAGCAGAGAUAUUACUAGUUUUUGCAUUGUUCAGCGCUUGCUUGCGAUGUUUGCUUUGUAUGCUUGCUUCUAUCUAGUGCUGCUUCCACUUCAUGCUUCCAGUGGAUGCUUCUAGUUAUUGUUUUUUAUUACUCGUUUCAAUUGCAGUCCAUGCUUUGUAUGUCUGUCUGUUCCUACGUUCCUAACGCUUGCUUGAUAUGCUUGCUUCUAAUGCUUGCUUCCGUUUAUAGCAAUUCAUUCUUCUGUCUCGAAAGCAAGCACUGUGCUUUUAAUCCUAUACUGAGGAAACAAAAAAAGAUUGAAAAAUGUUUCGCUAUCAAAUAUCACCAGUAUAUACUAAUAAAAGGAGGGUGUCAAUGCCUCCUCUCGUUUGAGUGGCCUGUGGUAAGCGUUUACUUUUACUUCAACAUGGUCCAGCAUUGUCUUGUUUUCUAGAUUAGUUAAAGGUAUCAAACUACAUCGUCUUUAUAUUCCAGUGUCUACCUUGACACUUUAAAUUUUUGUAACAAUUUGAUCUAGCCAAUAGCAUUUAUGGUAAGAACACAAGAGAGAGAAGGGAAGAGAAGAGAAGAGAUGAGAAGAGAAGAGAAUAAGAGAAAAGAAGAAUCUUUAUAGAAUUCCCAACAAUAUAGCUGCAAGUAUUUUCCAGACGACGUUAUUCCACUUAGUCCACAGUAAAGGGUGAAAGAAGGUAAGGGAAUAAAUUCCAAACCUCGCACUCACUAUUAUCACAAACACAUUUGGCUGUUUUGUUCACUUCUCUUAGGUAUAAGUUUUCUGGUUGAUGGCUGAUCUCGAAUACGAGGCAGCGAAUCAAAAUCAUGCAAAUCCCAGCGAUCCCUUGUUAGCACAAGCAGUGCAAGAACUGAUUUUCGUUUGAACUAGAUUUAUAAUUAAACAAGGUACUCUGUUAAUGCAAUUAAAGCGAAGCGGAUUUUCGCUCCUUUUUGUACACGUGAUAAUAAGUUUCCGCCCUAAGUUUUAAGACUUAGUUGAAAACGUCAAUCAGGUUCUUAUUACUUUUGUACAGUGGUAGCUUUUUAUUACUGUAAAAAGCGACUUCUAAGCGCUAGGCAAACAAGUCAUUAAUAUUACUGUAAUUGCAGUAGAUUUAUUAACGUCUCCUAUAUAUUUUAUGCAACAAAAGUAAAUUUGUAAUGGCGUUUUGAUUGCUGAUUGCUAUACGAGACACCUGGCCUGUUACACGGGGGUUCAAAUGUGUCAUGAGCAUUGCUUUGCUUUCUAUAUUGGCUUUCAAAGGGUGUUCCAUUCCAUUAUCAUGAAAUGGUUUUGGCUAUAGAAAAAAGGGCCUUUGUGUUUUUGAAGAAAAGAAAGACAAGCAAAACCUUUGUAUGGACCCCACAGUCCAAGAAAUGAUUUUUCUACGAAUGUGAUGUUUUAGUAUGAACAGAUAGGAGUAUUUACGAAGUUAGAUAAGAGUAUGUGUUUAGAUAAGAGUAUGUGGUUACAUAAGAGAUCAAUAAAUUGAGUUAAACUAGCGCAGUUCCAUAGGUUUAUGCUCGAUAUCUUGCGAAAAUGAGUUCCAUUUUCUUUCUCGAGCGUGCAAAAAGUGUUAAAGUGCUAAGGCCAAUGUGCACAAGUAAUUCUUGCAAACUCUCUUCUCGUUAUCCUGUCAAAAAUACUAGAAGAAGUUUCCAAUGACUUGCAUAUAGUUUUCUAUGUUUAUUACCUUAGGUGGCAUAUCAGAUAAGGACACAUUAGAUAAUAAAGAUCAUCGAUUAAAUUCAAGUCCAGAAAGUUAAAACGGUUAUAGCUAAACAGGAAAAUAUAGACAAAUGAUCAACUCGAUUCAAAUGAAAAAAUUAACAGAGUAAUAAUAUAAAACAAGAAGAUAGUUGCAAUGAAAUUGUUCAUUAAACACGAUGUAUAUAAAAUAAUCUUUAUAUCUCUAGGAAAGCGGUAUUGUGUUAUACUGCUAUCCAUCGUGAUUUAUAACAUUUUGUCAACCCCCGUUUUUGGGUCGGAAAUUCUUCAAGGAUUUUGUUGAGCAGUGUAAUCGUCAACUUAGCAAACCGUCUUAAUUGUAUGAUGUAAUGACUCCUUUGUGAUAAAAAGGCAGGUGAAAUGGUUGAUGCUUGCUUUUGGCAAAUGAACAACCUAUAAUUCGCUGUGUCUGAGUUAUUUCGCUAAGGGAAGAUUUUCAAAGGCAUAUCUGCAACUGGCAUGGAUUCAAAGAGUAUUGCAUUAUCUUCACAGCAAUGCGUUGCAUGUGUGUCCUCUUUCGUUGGCUCGAAACAUUCCGAAGAUUAUCAGUGGGCCGUUAGAUCAAGGCAAAGACGAGCAAGAACAACCUUUUCAAAACACCAGCUCCAAGAACUGGAAAAGGCUUUCCAAGAAAAGCAUUACCCGGAUAUAAUGAUGAGAGAUGAACUUGCGGUUAGGCUCAAGAUAAACGAAGCUAGAAUACAGGUUUGGUUUCAAAAUCGGAGAGCGAAAUGGAGAAAACAUGUUAUGAACAAAAGAGCAACAACUGAAAGACUCCAUCAAGAAAACGCUCAUCACAACUUCUUCAGGCCAUGCUAUUGCGAAAGCCAGAUGAGAGUGGAAGAUUUUUGUAGAAACGCCAAUCAGAUGCGUAUGGAAGAUUUGUGUAAAAAUCGAUUCGCCUGUACUGGGUCACGAAUGAUCCCUGUGCUGCUGAAUGCGAGGCGGGAAGGUUGUAUUUGUUGCUCGCCUUAUGACUGUGGCAGCUUUUUGAAGAAUGCAGCAAAUGACUCAAGCAGUUUUAAAAGCAAUAGUAAUUAAAAAAGGGGGAAGAAAUUCAAGGUCACAUUUGACACACAUGCAUUGGCUACUUUCUUGGUUUUCAGUAUUCAGAGAAAUUUAUAUAAUUAAGUAAUUUACAUAGCACAAGGAUGGGCAAAUGCUAUAAACUGUAUUCUGGUAUAGCGGACACUAUGACUAUCAAACUAGCGCUCCAUUUGCCGUGUAGUGACACUUUCGAACAUAACAAGCAAUUCAUCCAACAAUAUUUUUGAACUGAAUUUUUGAAAAAGCUCAAUUCGCUUGACCAGCUUGCUAAGAUAUCGAGAAAUCUUGUUCGAUAAUGUUCGAAGUUGUUUAAUGGAGUUAAAAUCUUCAACGAACUUUUCAUGGGUACUACCAAACUUUCGCGCGCCUGAAAGUCACCGAGUCAAACUAAUUGAUUAUAAGUGAAAAGUUCGACCAUGUUUGUGUUGCUUCGUACUGUGCUUUUGUUUUGGCUCGAUAUUAAGGAAAAUACUGCCUCGCUUCUAAAUUAGCUUCAUUGCCCCCUUGUAGCCAUUUUAGUUCUAUCAGAUAAAAUACUGGAAUAUAGUUAUGCUUAUAAGAUAGCUAGAUGUGUAGUAAGACGGGAAACGUUCUAUAAAAUAUCUCAUGAAGUUUUAUGUAUGUAUGUAGAUCACAAUCACCGUGACAGUAUGGAUUCUAUGUAUCAUUAGAAUUAUACUAUAAUCACAUGAUCAGAGGUAUAUAUGUCUUUAAAAACCUAUCAUCAACUGCAUUGAAUUUCUUACUUUUCUGCCUUUCUCUUUCAAUCCUUUAACCUUUUAUCUAAAAAAGCCUUUUCAAAUGUAGAAAAAGAGCUAAAAAAGCUUUCGAUUGUCUGCAAAUAUUUAAUUUUUUCAAUACACUUGUAGAUUGAUUGGAAAUUCUUAUACCAUCCAGGUCCUUUCGAAAACCUGUGUCAAGAAUCGAGAUGCUUUUUCUCUUUUGUAGCUUUUCCACAGAACUUCAAAAGCAUACAUAAACUGAAAGUAUGUAGAUAAAAAGUCUUUGGCUACUACAAAAUAAUAAAUGAAAGUAUCAUAUUGAUGGUUUUUGCAGUGAGAAAGUUUUCUAAGACGUGUAUCUCUAAAGAAAAUUGUGACUCCAAUACGAUACAACCCAAAAGGUCUCAGAAAACUGAUUUGACAUUUUAUUUGGUAAUGCAGGUUUACCUAAAGGCAACUAAUGUUGAUGUCGACCUGCAGCUACAAACAAAAAUAAGCGUAAUUACCUUUUUAUAAAUAAAAAACUAAAAGAAGAGAUAAAAAUAGUUAAAAGUAUCUACAGUGUCGAAAGUACUUAGAAUCUUUGUUCUUAUUAUUAAUGAUACAGGCCCCCUUUUCAAAUGAAUCCUGGUUUACGUACUUUUUGUAAUCUUUUGUCUUGUAAAUGGCGUCUACCUCUUGGUAUCGCCCAAAAGCAUGUUAAGAAAUCACAAGAGAAGAACACAAGUAUCACAUUAUUUAAAGCAAUAUAUAUAUGUAAUGCUUGAAACCAAACUUUGAGCAUUAUUGUAGCCUGAUAACCAGCCCAUUAUCACCAGAUCAGGCCAACAUUAUUGGGGCUAAGCUCCCUCGACGCCCUUUAGCUCUUAUAGGUCUGGCAGCAACAUGCUGGAGAGAAUCAGCUGGUAAAAGAAAAAAUUAUCGUGGUUAAAAUUAAUGCAAUUGCAUCCUAUUUUGUAAAAAUAAAUUUUGUAAGAGUGUUGAGGCACGAAAUUUGCAAAAUUUACAAAUUAUUCAAGAAUUCAGGCUCAAUCUUCAUCAACAAUUUGCUUUUCAUUCUUUAAGACCAUAUCGAGCAAGAAUUUUGUUAAGCUUGUAUUGUGCUAGUAUGUUUCUUGCAAUGCUUUAUUGAUUUAAAGCGACAGUAGCAAGAUCUUGAAAAGAUCUGAAAUCAUAGGAUUUUCUAUGCCUUCGUUGGGACCAAUAACAUAGAAGCGCCGUAUCAUUGGUUUGAGACCAAUGAUAUAGAAGCGCCGAAGGCGCACUGAUAAGUG
Molecule: messenger RNA, 5559 nt
Organism: Rhopilema esculentum
Lineage: Eukaryota; Metazoa; Cnidaria; Scyphozoa; Rhizostomeae; Rhizostomatidae
Source: RefSeq, a predicted model, not a curated record